Molecule: messenger RNA, 2010 nt
Organism: Euleptes europaea (tarantolino)
Lineage: Eukaryota; Metazoa; Chordata; Lepidosauria; Squamata; Sphaerodactylidae
Product: zinc finger protein 154-like
Exons: 10
Coding region: 1-2010 (669 amino acids)
Biological process (GO): negative regulation of transcription by RNA polymerase II
Molecular function (GO): DNA-binding transcription repressor activity, RNA polymerase II-specific
Source: RefSeq, a predicted model, not a curated record
AUGGAUGGCCUUGAUCCACGUUUGGAGACGAUCUUAGAGUAUGGAUUGAAGAAGGAAGUGGAAGAAGUGCUUGGAGUAGGGAAAGGCCCUGGUGCCACCAAGGUGGAGAACAGUGGGGAAUUCUGGGAAAGGACAGUGCAGAAGAUCCUGAAGGGGGACACUGGGACCUCGGACCUACAGCGCCAGAACUUCCGGGAAUUCUGCUACUGGGAGGUUGAGGGACCCCGAGAAGCUUACACCCGACUCCAGGACCUUUGCCGUCAGUGGCUGAAACCAGAGAAACACACAAAGAAUCAGAUCCUAGAUCGGGUGAUCCUGGAGCAGUUCGUGGCCAUCCUGCCCCCAGAGAUGGAAAACUGGGUGAAGGGCCUGGUGACCUUUGAAGAGGUGCACGUGUACUUCACUGAGGAGGAGUGGAAUCUGCUGGAUCCAGACCAAAGAGCCUUGUACAUCGAAGUCAUGCUGGAGAACUCCAGUGCUAGGUGGGAGCGCAAAAAUGAGGCAGACUCAUAUGGUGUGUCAUCAGGAGGAGCCAGAUAUAUAGAAGGAGAAGAGCAGAGAUGGAAAGUGGAAGUAAAAGAGGAAUGGGGGAAUCAGUCAUUUGCUUCUCAGAGCAGUGACUUCCAUGAGAUCCCAAUCCCAGAAAAAACAGACAAAGGAAAGGAAAAGACUCAGUGCCCCGAAUGUGGGAAAAUUUUCAGCUCUAAGUCAAACCUUAAUACUCACUGGAAAAUCCACACAGGGGAGAAACCAUUCAAAUGUCUGGAAUGUGGGAAAAGCUUUUGUCAAAAGGAAAAGCUUAUCAGGCAUGAAAGAAUCCACACAGGAGAGAAGCCGUACGGUUGCUUAGAGUGUGGGAAGAGUUUCAUUCAGCGAAUCGAUCUUACUACCCAUCAAAGAAUCCAUACUGGGGAGAAACCAUACAAAUGCUUAGUAUGUGGAAAGAGUUUCAGACAAAGCUCAAGUCUUGCUUCGCACCAAAAAAUUCAUACCGGGGAAAAACCGUAUAAGUGUCUGGACUGUGGAAAGACCUUUACCCUGAACUAUAGCCUGACGGUGCAUCAAAGAACUCACACAGGAGAGAAACCGUAUGAAUGUCUGGAUUGUGGGAAGAGCUUCAGUCAAAGCAUACACCUUACUUCUCAUCAAAGGAUUCACACAGGAGAGAAACCGUACAAAUGCCUGGAUUGUGGGAAAAGUUUCAUUCGGAGCACCCACCUUACUUCGCAUCGAAGAAUCCACACAGGAGAGAAACCAUUUAAAUGCUUGGAGUGUGGAAAGAGCUUUAGUCGGAGCACACACCUGAUUAGACAUCAAAGAAUCCAUACGGGAGAGAAACCAUAUAAAUGCUCGGAGUGUGGAAAGAGUUUUAGUCGGAAUACACACCUCAGUUCUCAUCAAAAAGUCCACACGGGUGAGAAACCUUUCCACUGCCUGGAGUGCGGAAAGAAUUACAGACAGAACUCGAGCUUCACUUACCAUCAGAGAAUCCACACAAUGGAGAAACAAUGGACAAGAGGUGCUAUGCAGCCAGUUGAGGGAGGUGUGUCCUUUGAUGAGGUGGCUGUGUAUUUCACCCAGGGGGAGUGGACCCUGCUGCACCCAGCCCAAAGAGCUCUGUACAAGGAAGUCAUGCUGGAGAAUUUUGGGAACGUGGCCUCCCUGGAUAAGGAUCCUUUUCUCUUAGGCAGCAAUGGAAUGACACCCUGGAUGCUUUCUCCGCCAUCUCUUCUGUGCAGUGAAGGGACAAGAGGCACCAUGCAGCCAGCCCAGGGUGGGGUGUCCUUUGAGGAGGUGGCUGUGUAUUUCACCCAGGAGGAAUGGGCCCUGCUGAGUCCAGCCCAAAGAGCUCUGUACAGGGAAGUCAUGCUGGAGAAUACUGGGAACGUGGCCUUUCUGGAUCAGCCACUUAGGAAGCUGAGUUUGUACCCCAAGAAACUUGCAGAAGGGAUCUUAGCAAGGGGGAGCACUCCCAGGCAGACACUGAAGCGGAUCGUGCUGUUCGAAUGA